Lampris incognitus (smalleye Pacific opah) is the source of this 6141-nucleotide messenger RNA. Its product is annotated as trichohyalin. Lineage: Eukaryota; Metazoa; Chordata; Actinopteri; Lampriformes; Lampridae. Gene Ontology annotation, molecular function: GTP binding. The transcript has 4 exons. Bases 39 to 6047 code for a protein of 2002 amino acids. The record is from RefSeq and is a predicted model, not a curated record.
AGAAGGGGAGGAAGAGGACGGGAGGUCGGCGGAGGGAGAUGGAGAGGAAAGGGGAAGACGUUUCCACAGUUACAGUCACAAAUGGAGGUUAUUCUGUAAGGUGCACUGAGGAGGUACUGGUCCCUUUCUUCAUAGACGACAGUCUGCAGGCCGUCAUGGAGAAACAACACACCGUCACGACCCCCAGCGUUCCCAACCCUCUUCCAGAACUCAGACUGGUCCUCCUGGGCAGGAAAGGAGCGGGGAAGAGCUCGGCGGGCAACACCCUCCUGGGAGGCGUCGGGGAGUUCGAGAGCGGAAAGCCCACGGAGGAGUGCGUUAAAAGACGAGAGGAUGUGGGGGGGAGAAGGGUCACUGUGGUGGACACCCCCGGAUGGGAAUGGUACUACCCGCUAAACAGCACGCCCGACUGGGUGCGGCGAGAGACUUCGCGUAGCGUAUUGCUCUGUCCUCCGGGACCCCACGCCGUGCUGCUGGUGGUACGGUCCUGUGCUGCGGUGACGGAGGCCUAUGUGAGUCAGAUAGAGGAACACGUGGAGCCGCUGGGGAACGGGAUUUGGGACUACACCAUGGUGUUGUUCACCAGGGGGGAUGAACUGGGCCUGCUGACCGUGGAACAACGUAUCCUGACCAGUGGACCGGGUCUCCAGAAGCUUCUGAGGAAGUGUGGGAACAGAUACCACGUCCUGGAUAACAGGAGCAAGGGAGAUGGGACGCAAGUUAAAGAACUGACGAGGAAGAUAGAGGAGAUGGUUGAGGGGAAGAAGGAGGGGGCCCGCCAUUUUGGCGUGGGCAGUAUCGUCCUGUUGGGUUUGGAGGCAGAUGGGAAGAGGAGGGCGAGGGAGAGGAGGAAGAAACAGAGGCAUAUGGAGAUGGAGAUGCAGAGGGGAACCAUCAAAGCUGCUCUCAUGGGCGAUGGCCCCCAGGCGUUGGAGCUUGACACUCGUCAUUCAUUUUCCAAGGGCCCCCGGCGUCUUCCCGAGCUCCGGCUGGUUCUCCUGGGAGAGCGUGAGACGGGGAAGAGCUCCACUGGCAACACCCUCCUGGGCUAUCCCGGCCUAUUCCAGAUGGGCACGGUGACCGAGGAGUGCGUCCGUCAGCAGGCAGAGGUCUCCAUGAGGCUGGUGACGGUGGUGGACACGCCCGGCUGGGAGGGCGGCAUCUCUGGCCCAACACCAGAAAGGGUGAAGAGGGAGAUAGUGGGUAGUGUCGCGUUUUGUCUGCCGGGGCCUCACGCCCUGUUGCUGACCCUGAGGGUGGACACCCUGGUGAGGGUUGGCCAUGUUAGAGAACACCUGGAGCUUCUGGGUGAGGGCGUAUGGAGGCACACCAUCCUGCUAUUCACACACGGAGAUCAGCUUCGAGAAGGCGUCGGCAUCGAACAGCACAUCCAGAGCGGAGGUAGAGAUCUUCAGUGGAUGCUGGAGAGGUGCUGUGGCCGGUACCAUGUCAUUAGUAAUGUGGAUGGAGGAGCCCACAGCUCCAUACCCGUGACAGAACUCCUGGAAAAAGUGGAGAAAAUGGCCACCGGCAACCGAUGCGAGGCCUUUCUGGGCCUGAUCAAUGAGGUGAGCAACCUGAGCCAACAGAAGAACGAGAGGUUCAACCAGCGGCUGAAAGAGGUCACAGACAAGCUGCUCCGCCAGGAGAGUGAACUGAAGAAAAUGCGGGAGCGGGAGGUGAGGAGCAUCCGCUGGUUCUUUGACAGGAAGAAGAAGGCGAAAUCACCGGGGAAGAUAGGCGCCGAAAAAGAGGAGGAAGAGGAAGACGAAGAGAGAAGGAGCUGGGGUAGGAAGAACGAGAUGAGGGAGCUGGAGGAGAGGAUGCAGUGGCUGACGGAGGACAAGGAGAGAGAGAUUCAGGAUCUGAGCACGGAGCACGAUCGGAUCCUGGCGGCACUCCAUCGCAGCCGGCAGGAGAAGGUUGACGCAGACCUCCGAUUGGAGCUGAAGGAGAGCGAGAUCGAAGAGAUGAAGGAGAGAAUCGAUGAACAGCAGCUGAAGUUGCUCGACCUCGAGCGCAUCGCUUUGGGAAACGACCGCGAGAGAACACAGAGGGAGGCCGAGACUGAAGAGCAGCGGCAGGAGUGGGUGAGGGAGAGAGGGCGUUUAGUGGGAGCAAUAGAGCGACAAGACAAAGAGAACGCCGAGUUGAUGGCGAAAGUGGAAGCUCUGCGAGCCGAGACGCGUGACUCAACGAAGCGUUUCGAGGACAGUCUGUCACAGUAUGAAAGAGAAGGAGAGAGAAGGAAGGAGGAGCACAGAAGAGAGAUGGCAGAGAUGGAGCGUCAACUCAAAGCAGAAAUGGAGAGCAAACUGAGAGGGAUGGAGAAAGAAGCGGAAGAAAUUAGACUUGAGAUGAAGAGUAAAAUGAGAGAGAAAGUGGAGGAGUUGACAGCGCGGCUUCAGAGAGAGAUGGAGGGGAAACUAGGGGAGAAACAGAGAGAGGUGGAGGACAUAAAAUGGCAACAUAACGAAGAGAUGGCCAGAAAAGCGAGCCAGGUAGAAAAGUUAAUGGAGGAGUUGAGAGUUCAACACCAGGAAGACACGAAUGAAAAGCUAAAAGAAAAAGAGAUAAUUCUGGAAAGGGUCAAACAAAUGCACCAGACCGAAAUAAGAGACAGACAGCAAGAAAAGGACAGAGAAAUUCGACAGCUGGAGCAACAGUUUGCGAAACAAAUACAGCGAAACUCAGAAGAAAACGAGAAGGGAAGAGAGGGACUGGAACAAGAGCACGCGAUCCGAAUGGCGGAAAAGAGGCGGGAACACGAAAAAGAGAAAGAGGGGGUUCGUUUAAACCACGAAAGAGAAAUGGCGCGGAAGCUUCUGGAGAAAGACAGAGAGAUGGAGGAGGUGAAACGACGCCAAGUUCGCGAAAUGGAGGACACACGUCGACGGGGGGAGAACGAGAAAGAAAGGCUCGUUCUCAACCACGAGAAAGAGAUGGAGAGGAAGCUAAAGGAAAGAGAGAGAGAGAUCGAGGAGAUGAGACGUCACAUAAGAGAAACCGCGGGAACACUGGAGAGGCAAGAUGAGGAGAAACGUGAGCUUAUUUUGAGUCAUAAGAAGGAGGAAGACGAAAGGCGGGAAGAGGGAGAGAGAGAGAAGGGGGAGAUGAAAAGACGUAUAACUGAAAUGGAAGGAAUCCUGCAGGGAAAAGAGGAGGAGAAGCGAGAGGUUAUUCUCAAUCAUGCAAAGGAGGCGGCGCAAAGACAGAAAGAGAAUGAAAGAGAGAUAGAAGAAAUAAAAUUACACCUCCAAAACGCGGUCAAUGAAAAACUGAGAGAGAGGGAAAUUGAGAUGGAGGCGCUGAAGCAGGAAACGGAGAUCAGAGAGACUAAAGUGAGGGAUGAGCAGAAGAGGAAAGAGGAGGCAGGGGAAAAGGAGAUCAACAGACUGAUAGAAAUUGUCAGACGGAAAACAGACGAGAUAACAGAGAUGCAACAGUUGGCUGCACUGAAAGAUGAAGAGAUAGAGGCGGCGAGGGAGAGGUGCGCGGGACACUCAGAAGAAAUCAAAGGGCUGAAGGAAAACAACGCAAAGCAAAUGGAGAUACAGCAACGCCUGGCAGAGCAAGAGAGGAAGAGGGACACUGAGAUGAUGGAGGGAUUGCGAGGGAAGGAAGAGGAGCUGGAAAACUUGAGACGAAAGGAUGGCGAGAAUGAGCGAGAACUCUCCAAAUUGAGGCUAACAAUCGAGCUGACAAAGUCAGAACUGAAGGGACUGACCAGCAAGAUGGACACGGAAAUGAACAACUUGAUAAAAGGGUAUGAGAAGGAGAUCGCCGAAAGAAAGGGAGAGAUUGAAUCCGUUUUGGAGGAAAAGGAGAACACUGUCAGCCAACUGCGAUGGACAGAAGAGGAAGGCCGGCAACGUGCUUCUGACUUGGCCAAAAAAUACAUGGAAAGCCAGCAGGCGCUGGAAGGCCUGCAGGGGGGAAAUGAGAAGUUGAGAAAUGAAUUGGGUGGUCUGAGUGCAAAGUGUGAGAAGCUGGAGAAUGAGUGUGUAGAACACGAGAGGGAAAGAGAGAGGAGGGAGGAGGAGAUGAAAGACCUCCUCAGCAGAUAUGAGGAGAAGACGAGGAGCAAAGACAAGGAACUCCAAAACAUCCUGUACCAGAGAGACGUGGAGGUUGCCGCGUUGCAACAAAGGAGCGAAGCGCUCAAGCGAGAGAUGGAGGGAUUGAAAGAGAGAGAAAGUGGAAGUGAGAUGGAGUUGAAGAAGAUGACAGAGCUUUACCAGAGACAACUGGCAGAGAAACAGAGUGAGCUGGAGACAAAGGAUGAGGGCUUCAGGGUCGAAAUCUUGAAGAGAGGGAGGGAACUAGAAGCAAAGAAACAAGCGUUGGCAAUACAUGAGGGAGAACUAAGUGAGAAAGUAAAGACACUUGAAAUGAAAGAGGCAGACAUAGCUGAGAGAGAGGGAAAGUUGGAAAACAGAGAACGAGAGCUGACACAACGAGAAGCUGGACUACAAACAAAGCAGAGGGACCACGAGGAGAAACAGAAAGCGAUGGAAAAGCAGGUGGAGGAACUGCUGAAACAAGAGCGAACCUUGAAUGCCAAAAUGCAGAAUGCGAAGGGAAAAGAAAGAGAGCUGGAAUAUCUCCUGGAGACGCUGGAGAACAAACAAGAAGAGCAAAAAUGUCAUGGCCGAGACCUCCAAGAGAAGGUGAGGGAGCUCAAAGAAUGGGGGAAAGCACUGGAAGAAAAGGAGCAACAAUUAAAAAGUGAAGAGCAAGAGCUGAUUAGAUGGAGGGCAGAGGCAGAGAGGAUGGACGCAAUGGCAAGCAACUUGGCGAAGCGACGGGAGGAAAUUGACAGUAGAGAGAGGGAUUUAAGGGAUGCCGUUGAAAAGCUGAGGAAACAAGAGCUGGGUCUGGAAAUAUGGGAGGCAGAGAUACACCAAAUGGAGAACAGUCAUGGGAGGACUAACAUGGAAACAGAAAGCAGGAAUUCGCCUGGAUUUCUACUGAAUGGCCUUCACAGUGAGUUCGAUGGCCAACAACCCAGUGUGGUGUGCGGGAUGGUGUCACGCGGCUUGGUAGAGGCAUUCGAUAGCCCAGUUGAGGAGGAAAACAUCCAUGUUAUAUACCAGCAAGUCAGUGUGGCAGACGAACAGGAAAGAAGGGAGGUGGAGAGAGGAAAAGGAUCAGAUCAAGGUCAAGGUCAAAGGUCAAAAGAUAGGGAGGAUAGCAGGGUAGAAACAGCCACAUCAGCUAUAGUGAACUACAACUGUUGCCUUGAAACACCAGACGAGGUAGAGAGGGCAGAGAAAGAGGAAAGAGAGACGGACAGAGCAGAACUGGAGUGGAUGGAGGUGGAGGAGUUGAAAGGGGGGGAAGAAUCUGUUGAGUCAAAGGUUAAGAGAAACUUCAGGGUGUUUUCAUCCCAGCGGGAACAUAGAGAUACAAACGACAAAUAUUUGUCUUUUGAGUCAGAGUUGAGGGUGGUGAUAUUGGCAGAGAUGUGGUCCACUCUCGGCCUAGAAGAAGUCACCAUUCUGGACGACAUCGACUUAUCGCCAGCACCAUCGCCAAACAGAUCUACCCCCAAACCCUGGAGGGGACGGAUCGCCGGACGGCACGUCAGCAUUGUGGAACCACCGGGUCUUAGGUGGAGAAACGGACCAGAGCCAAAUGGCACAGCGCAGACGAAGAAGAUUCUAGAGAGUGUUUGUCUGCACCAUCCACGACCUGACGUUCUCCUGCUGGUGAUACCGGCCUACCUGACCUGCACGCAGAAGUACCGCACAGCCGUGGAGGACCAUGUGAGUGUGCUUGGAGAAGAGAUUUGGAAACGCAGCCUGGUGGUUUUCACGUGGGGGGAAACUCUGGGGGAAAGCGCCGAGCAGCAUAUCUUAAGGAACAGCGAUCUGAUGGUGCUUGUGGAGAAAUGUGGGGGCAAAUAUCACGUGAUGGACGAGAAGAAAAAGACUUUAACAGAGGGACUAUUUCAGAAAAUAGACGAGAUAGUAGCAUUAAACAACAGAGCAGUAUUUUGUAGAGAACUGAAUGAUGGCGAUGGCGAGAUGCGUAGGAACUGUUGAUGAAAAGUAAUUUUAGAAUACUGUUAAUGUGACGUCAUCACAAGGAAAAACAAAGAGACUUUGUACAUGUGAACCAUCUCUACAUAAAACUGAA